ACCAUCGCCGCCACCUUGCCACCGGCAACCUGCUAUCAAGCUUGUACGCCCGAGCCCGAUUUGACGUCGUGUACUCGUGUCCCAACUACUCUCAGACAGACACAGUAAGGCCAUUGAGUUGUUGUUCGAAUUCAUAUUUCCAAAUUGUUGUCGUCAUACCGUUAACGACUCUACCGCGGUACGCACGCGAAUUCCGUGUCAAACUGUUACAGGGAGGUGGUAAAGUUAUAUAUUUUUUUAUUAUUAUUCCUCCCGUUGAUCGUCGAAAACACGGUAAAAUUGUACAUGGUGACUAGUGCACUGUCGUCGAAAUCAAGACGAACGUCAAACGAUUUGCAGAUAUUCACCGGAUUGUUACAAUAAUAUUAUGCUGGAUUUUAUCCCGUCCGAAAGGCGCAACAGAAAAUUAAUCAGUGGACAAACACAACUAUGAGUGAUGAGGGAAGAAGAUUUAGAAAUAGCAUUAAAGGUGGUGAUUGUGGGAAAUGGCGCAGUCGGAAAAUCGAGUAUGAUUCAGCGUUACUGCAGAGGAACAUUUACCCGAGAUUAUAAAAAAACAAUUGGAGUUGACUUUUUGGAAAGACAAAUAGAAUGUAAUGGGGAAGACGUAAGAUUAAUGUUAUGGGACACAGCAGGCCAAGAAGAAUUUGAUGCCAUUACUAAGGCGUAUUACAGAGGAGCCCAAGCUUGUGUGUUGGCAUUUUCUACAACAGACAGAGAUUCGUUUGAAGCAAUUCACUCAUGGAAAAUAAAGGUGGAAGAUGAAUGUGGAAAAAUACCAACAGUUAUUGUUCAAAAUAAGAUAGAUUUGAUAGAACGCAGCCAAGUUGAUCCACAAGAAGUUGAUAUUCUUGCCCGAUCGCUAGGUUGCAAGCUAAUAUGCACAUCAGUAAAAGAUGACGUCAAUGUCAAUAAUGUAUUUAGGUACUUGGCUACACGAUGUUUGAUGGAAAUACAAAAAGAAGAACAGGAAUAUAUGUCAGAAAAUGGAUUACACCAAACAUACACAAUUGGCUCAUUUGGUACAGUUCCAUACCACAACAGAAAUUCUUCAACCACAAUUAAAUUGAGAUCUGGAAAAAUAAGACAAAAGAAAAAAAAUAUCUUUAAGAACUCUUGUGUCAUACCAUAAUAGUUUAAAUAACUUUUUUAAUAUAAAAAUGUUUGAUGUGUAAUUAAUAAAAUAUGAAACAAAAUAACAAUAUUGAUAAACAAUUGAUAUCACUAUGUUUGUCAGGAAAAUCAAUUAACAUUAAGAUUAUAUUAGAAAAAAACAAUGAAUAAUAGUUAAAACAAAUG
Melanaphis sacchari is the source of this 1299-nucleotide messenger RNA. RefSeq names its product ras-related protein Rab-23 (gene Rab23). The transcript is spliced from 8 exons. Gene Ontology annotation, molecular function: GTP binding; GTPase activity. The record is from RefSeq and is a predicted model, not a curated record. NCBI's taxonomy places the organism in Eukaryota, Metazoa, Arthropoda, Insecta, Hemiptera, Aphididae. The coding region runs from base 437 to 1132 and encodes 231 amino acids.